CCAACUCCAUGCUCUAGCAACCCAAUUCCUCUACCCACCACCAAUUACACUGACCAUUCUAGCGCUCAGCAUGACCGAGGACGACAAGUACGACGUGUUAGAGAAGAUUGGCCAUGGGUCGUUCGGGGUCAUUCGCAAAGUGAGGAGGAAGGCCGAUGGCUAUAUCCUGUGCCGCAAGGAAAUAAGCUACACCAAGAUGUCUCCGAAGGAACGCGAACAACUUCAAGCAGAACUUUCCAUUCUCAAAGAGCUCAGGCACACAAACAUCGUCGCAUACUACGAGCGCGAACAUCUUAAGCAAUCCCAGGACCUUCAUCUUUACAUGGAAUAUUGCGGGAAUGGUGAUCUGGGCAAGGUCAUUAGGAUCCUGAAGGACAAACGACAAAUGGCCGAGGAAAUGUUCGUCUGGAGUAUCUUUUCCCAGAUUGUUAGCGCGUUGUUUCGAUGCCACUAUGGGGAGGACCCACCGGAAGCGGGACACGAUGUCAUGGGAUAUGGUUCCAUUACCGUUCCCAAUUCGGUCAAACCAUCGGUCUUACAUAGGGACCUUAAGCCAGAGAAUAUCUUCCUUGGGGCCGACAACUUAGUCAAGCUCGGAGACUUCGGUCUGUCGAAAAUCAUUCUUGCCAACGACUUUGCAUCCACAUACGUGGGCACUCCGUUCUACAUGUCACCGGAGAUCUGUCAGAGUGAGAAAUAUAGUCUGAAGUCCGAUAUAUGGGCCUUGGGUUGUAUUGUGUACGAGCUGUGUGCAAAAGAGCCACCCUUCAACGCGCGCACCCACCUCGAGCUUAUUCAGAAGAUCAGAGGAGGGAAAGUUCCACGAUUACCAUUGUGCUACUCGGCCGACCUACAGAAGAUUGUUGACACCUGUUUGAGAACCAACCCAGACCUUCGCCCCACUACCGUAGAUUUCCUCAAUCUCCCUAUAGUCAGGGUGAUGCGUAAGGAGCAAGAGGCAGUACUGCUAAGCCAGAAAAUGCGGAGAGAUAGAGAGGAAGCAAGACAGUUGAGGAACCAGGCUCAAGAGAUGCUUGCGAAGAGAGUCGCAGAGACCGAUGCAAUAAGGAAAAACGUCAGCGAUUCCGUCCGCAGAGAAUGGGAAGUGAAGGCGAGACUCGAAAUUGACCGACAGGUCGCGGUAGCACUUGAGAAGCUUCGACAGACUUUCGAAGCUGAGGUUACCAGGCGUGUCUCUGAAGAGCUAGCAAAGCAGAGUUCUGGGAAGACCCUUAUCGUAUCGGACAUACCCUUACCGCCUCGGUCCUCUACUCCAACACAAUUGACAACAAAACCGCCGCUGUUCGCGCCAGAACAACACCAGUCGGGCGCUUCAUUCAGCACAUUAGGCGAGGCUUCGGACUUCCCUAGCAUGACGGAUCUGUCAUCACUCUCAUUAGACUCGCCAGACGAUACCAAGCCCAAAGCGCGUGCAGCACGUGCUCCACUCGCACGAGCCAGGACGAGCAUCGCCCCAGUCCCUCCGUCGCCAAUGGAUAUUCAGAUGGCGGACCCCAGCCCUAUGUCUAUUGAUUCGCUAUCGCUGUCACCUCGUAAGACGGGCAAGACGGGCGUUCGCAAGAAUAUCUUUGCCGCGGUUACGGCCGGAGAGAGGUGGGAACCGGAAGUACCAUCGUCACCCACAGAUGAAUGGAAUGGAAACUUCGAUGGGUUGGAUGACGACGAUCUUCCGGUGCUCCCGUCACCAACACGAGCAAAGAGUGCCGCUGGCAAUCAUGACAAUGAAGACCCUUUCAAGGUCCUCGCCAAUGCGCAACGUCCAGUUAUCAAGUCGAACCAGCGCCUAGCUAGCGCUCCUAACUUGUUUGCGCCGAAUGGGAACGGACCAAAGGUCAGGCCUCAGAGCGCCGUGCCAAUCGUGUCGACAAGCCCGGAGAGGAGGAAAGCCAAGGCGGCGACAGUAAAUGGAAGCCCGGUCCGUAAGGGCCAAGCAUCAAAGCUCAACCUAGCGAAGGACUCGAACUCGAACUCGAACUCGGCUGAGAACGGUGGCCUGAAGUCCAAGAAGGGCAACGAACAGAUGCGUAUCCAGGCGAUGCGGAACAACAUACAAGGUCGAACCCUCGUGGAACUUAAACAGGCUAGGGGGAUCCAAAUCCAAGCCCAUGCUGUCAGCGAAGACGAAGGCAAGAAGGCUAUCAAGCGGACCUUUGGAUCGCCGACCAAGGUCGCGCAAUGGGAUCCUGAUACUUGCGACGAGAUGCCGAGUCCUUUCCUCCGGAGGAACAACAAGCCCAUGUUGAUGCGGUAGUCAUGGGAUGUCGACGCCUCUCCUCAGGGACUGAUGCUUCGGAGUACGGCGUAUGACGACGGAUGAUUGGCUAUGAUGUUCAUGAUUUGUAAGGCUUCAUCCAUGUCCCUUCUUGCUGCGACGAUGAACAUGUCCGGCAGAAAGUACUGUGCUCCUUCAAUUCUUUUCUUUUGUUUUGGAUCGAUGAGAUAUUUUAUUCUUGGAUUUCUCCUCAUGCAUUGGAUGGCGGCAUUCUUCGGUGGGACCGAGGGUACGAUAUGGCGUUUGAGGCAUGGCUUGAUUAUCACGGAGGUGUAUUUUACUGGAUAUGGGAACCUCUCUGCCUCAUAGAAUCAUAUGAGAUACUUUAAUCUAUUUG
This is a messenger RNA of Mytilinidion resinicola, 2630 nucleotides long. RefSeq names its product G2-specific protein kinase-like protein nimA. NCBI's taxonomy places the organism in Eukaryota, Fungi, Ascomycota, Dothideomycetes, Mytilinidiales, Mytilinidiaceae. The record is from RefSeq and is a predicted model, not a curated record. Gene Ontology annotation, biological process: protein phosphorylation. Gene Ontology annotation, molecular function: ATP binding; protein kinase activity. Bases 71 to 2272 code for a protein of 733 amino acids. The transcript has 4 exons.